AUGGAAAUGGAACUAACAGACUGCAUUGUGUCAUACAUGAAAGCCAGAUUUCAAGAGGAGGUAUUCAGUGGACCUCAUGCCCUUCCAGAUAUAUCAAUUCUGUUUCUGGUGUUAUGCCUAUCAGUCACCCAAUCAACAUUGGGAAAAAUCAGGGUGGAAAAACCUGCAAUGCAGAAGCUGCUGAGAGAUAUGCUGGAAGUGACUGAGCCAUCCAUUCUGGUGACUGACUCAAACACCAUCCACAUUUGGUAUUUGCCAGAUGCUCUCAGCCCAAAAAGAAGGGCUGAUGUAUGGAACUGCCUUCAUCUUCUGAGGGAACCACUGCAGGAGAGCAUAAAGGCUUCCCCACAGGCAUGGUGGAUGGACAAGUCAUAUUUCCUGCAAUAA
This is a messenger RNA of Pisolithus orientalis, 387 nucleotides long. RefSeq lists its product as uncharacterized. The transcript is spliced from 4 exons. NCBI's taxonomy places the organism in Eukaryota, Fungi, Basidiomycota, Agaricomycetes, Boletales, Pisolithaceae. The record is from RefSeq and is a predicted model, not a curated record. The coding region runs from base 1 to 387 and encodes 128 amino acids.